AUGUACUACAUUGUGUUCCAGGGCGAGAGCGUCCAGUUGAUGCUGGAGGGUCUGGGCGGUCAGCUCGGAGCUCUGCGGCCGCAGCUGGAGGCUCUGGAGCAGGACGUCAGCCGGCUGAAGGAGUGGGCGUCUGGGCUGACGGAGAAACGAGCUCAGCUGCAGACCAGCAUGGACGCGCUGAGAGAGGCCGUGGGGCAGAUUGAAGGACGCACCUCCAGCAUCACCGUGGACUUUGCCAACAAGGUGGCGUCAGUGAGGACCGACGUGCGCAGGAUGGACGGCCUGCACUCGGAGCUGGAGGCUCUGCUCGCUCAGGUCGGAGAGCUGGAGGACAAGACCACCCAGAUGGAGCACAGCAUGGUCAAACGCAUCGGGGAUGUGCUGACCAGCAGCAUGGAGCGGGUCUCCAGUCUCCGGGCCGCAUCCGAACGCAACACACAGGCCAUAGAGCAGCUCCGCAAGCGUGUCCCUGAACUCACCGCCGCAGACAAUGAGAUCUCUGAGCGUCUGAGGGAGCUGGAGAGCGGCAGAGCUCGCCUCAUAAGGACGCUGACCUUUGCCAGUGACCUUAAGCCCAAGGUGGCCAACAUCAGGAGGGAUUUUGGGGCCUUUGAUCCUCAGCUGUCGGAUCUGACUCUGCGGAUCGGACGCCUGGCGGAGGAUCUCACGAACAGAGAGCAGGAGAUCACUGAGCUGAGACAGACUCUGACUAAUCUAACUGCAGUGGAGGGAGAUUUAAGUGUCACAACCAAACAGCUGAGUGAAAUAGCUGAUAUGUCUGAUAUUGGAGAAAUGCACCGGCCGACAUGAGUCUCGCCCUCGGACGAAGUUUCAGACUGACUGAAUGAUGUUAUUUGUUUUUCUCUCAGUUUUACAUCCGGUCAACUGUCACACUGCUGUUACUGAAUUACUGAAAUAAAUAUGGAACCAAAUCGGAAAUUUUCUGCAGCGUUG
Messenger RNA from Pleuronectes platessa (European plaice), 954 nucleotides. Its product is annotated as inhibitor of nuclear factor kappa-B kinase-interacting protein. The transcript is spliced from 2 exons. The record is from RefSeq and is a predicted model, not a curated record. The coding region runs from base 1 to 810 and encodes 269 amino acids. Lineage: Eukaryota; Metazoa; Chordata; Actinopteri; Pleuronectiformes; Pleuronectidae.